UUGAGUGCAAACUACCCAUUUUGUUCCUGAAAUAUUUUCAUUCCCCCCACACCAACCAUUUUGCCGUCAUUUCAAAAUCAAACCCUCUCUCAUUCUCUCACUAUCCUUCUCUAGCUGUCUGCUUCGCAUUUUCCGGAUCUGCUGUGUGUCUUCACCCACGACUACUGACACCGGAGCGGGGGUUGGUUCGUCGGCGACCCGCAGUGCAGUGCAAACGUAGGUAAGACGUUGUUGAAGGUGAUUCGUGCUUUUCUCCGCUUGGCUUAUAUUGUGGCUUCCAAUUGUAAGAUCCGAUCGGGAUGAGUUGUGGACAUCUCGAAGAACAACUCCAGCUUUCUCUAUGGCGGUCGUGUGAGUAAGGUAUGUUUACGUUACCGUUCGGGGUCAUACUGUUUAACAUGUGAAAACACUAUUGCGGUUUAUGUGUGCUCGGGGUUCUCCAAUGUGUGUAAUACUUACGUGUUGAGUUAAACGGCCCAUUUGUUGGUGUCUUAGAUGAGAAACCAUACCAGUAACUACUAUCGGCUGUACAUGGUGUUAGAAGAUGUUAUCAAUGUUUACCGAGUUGAAACCGCGAUACUCGUACAUAGAUAUAUCGCCGCUAGUAGCAGACGGCAACGCCGGGCCAUUGUUGACCAGGUUAGACACUACAGCGUGAUUAAUAGGAUGCCAUUGCAAAUCAAGCAUCUAGACCGUUUGGUGGGUGUAACGGAUUACGAUUGUGUGGCUAACCUACGGAUGGACCGGAAUACUUUUGGGCGUCUUUGUUGAAUCCUAUCAGAUCGGGCUGGGUUAAUCACAGGCAAGUGCGUCGGUGUUAAAGAACAUGUGGCUAUGUUUUUGUGUCUCCUUGCUCACCACCAAAAGAACCGCGUCGUCAAGUUUCGGUUCUGGCGAUCCGGUUCCACCGUGUCGCACUAUGUGAAUAAAGUAUUGGCUGCGGUCCUAAGCCUACACGAGGUCCUUCUGACCAAACUUGUUCCCGUUGCAGACGACUGUACUGACAAUCGAUGGAUGUGGUUUAAGUGUUGUCUUGGAGCGCUUGAUGGCACCCACAUCAACGUGUUGGUCGGGAAUACAGAUAAGCCGAGAUAUCAGACACGAAAGGGCCAGAUUACGACAAACACUUUGGCGGUGUGCGACCGGAACAUGCAGUUCGUGUUCAUACUUCCUGGUUGGGAGGGUUCUGCCGGUGAUUCUCAGGUUUUACGCGAUGCCGUUUGUCGUGUUCCUGGGUUUAAGGUACCUCAAGUUUGUUAUUACCUUUGCGACAAUGGGUAUGCAAAUAGCAAUGGGUUCUUGACUCCGUACAAGGGUGUGCGAUAUCAUCUGAAGGAAUGUGGGCCAUGCAACGAGGCGCCGCAAAAUCCAAAGGAGAUGUUCAAUAUGCGACAUACAAAAGCGAGGAAUGUCAUCGAGCGUGCCUUCGCCGUGUUGAAGAUGUGUUGGGGUAUCCUUCGGUCAGCUUCGUAUUAUCCGAUCCAAACUCAAAUUAGGCUGAUUAUGGCUUGUUUUUUGUUUCAUAACUAUAUCCGUCGAGAAAUGCCCGUUGACCCCAUCGAAGCACAAUUACAUGGUGUCGACGAAAUCCCGAAUAUUCAUUGCGAUACAGAAGUUGAUUAGGUAGAAAACGUUGAGCCAACGGCUGCUUGGUAAGCAUUUCGGGAUCAAUUAGUUGAACGGAUGUGGAAUAGUAGUCAUCGUGGGCAGUAACCACAAUAUGAUCUUUCCAUAGGACAAACACGUUAAUCGUUGUCGUGUAUUUUGACUAUUUUAUUAUGUAUUUUUUAGAGGAACCCCCUCAAUUUUUUCAAUUUUGGUACGAUUUUAUGAUUGGCUUUUCGUUGUGAUUUCAUGUUGCAUUCUUUUUUUGCAGUGUUUGUGAAUCAGAUAUGAGUUUGGAAGAUAUCACCCCACAUUGCGUUUGUGGCCAAGGACAAAUGUCUUUGAAAAUGCACCGGAAAAACAGCAAAAAACGCGGGACGCUUCUACUACAAAUGUCACAAGAAUCUGGAUCAUCCAGGCGCGUUCAAGUGGACCAACAAGUACAUUCAUCCACAUCUCACGGGACCUGUCGGAGGAGUCGAAGUUCCGAUGACAACCCACUAUUUGCCGGCAAACUAUGAAUCAAAACACACCAAAUGCCCUUGCCAUCUGCAAUGCGGCAACGUAAACAAAUGGUGGAUGCCGUCGUCGAUUGUGCUGGGCUUCAUGGCAGUGGUGCUUGUGUUGCUUGGUGUUGUUAUUGGUAAAAUUAGCUGAUAUAUGGCAACAAAUGUUUAUAACAAUAUUUCCUACUGAAUACCGAUUGAUAAAUGCAUAAGGGAAUGUGGUAGUACUUAUCACAUUUCAUACUAACACAUUUUCAUCAAACCACACGCGAAACAAAGUUCAAAAAAUGAUACUACAAACAUCCAUGCAAACAUACAUCAACCAUAAUACAAAUAAACAUACUACUAAUACUGACACUAGGCACGUUCAAACCACACGUAGAAGGUGAUCUCGUCAGCGUUCACUAACUUGAAAUGGCAACGGUCCCCCUCAACUAAACGAUUUGCACGCCUGAAACUCUUCCACCCGUGUUUGACCAAGAUUGUAGAGUUGUUGUACAAGAGAGUGCGUCGCCAGGUAUCAUCUUCGGUGAUGAAAUAAAUUUGAAUAUGCAGUUGCCAGAAAGCAAACGGUAUCUCGAGAGUACCGGAAAAAUUCGAUCUCGUCAUGUUAACAACAAACGUUGGACGACCAUCUAUAUCGAGUGCACCCUGAUCGUGGGGUAGGAAUACUUUAGUCAACAAUGCAUUAAUUCACAUACUAUAAAAACUCACCUCUCUUCUCUAUUUCUUUCAUUUUCACCAAGUAUCGCCUAAUACCCCCAUCACUCCGUCCACUUCCAUCCACCAUCCCAACUUGCCGCCGGCUAAGAAAGACAAAGACAUCCUUCUUCCGAUUCUGCCCGAGUGUUAUGACAGUGGCUUACCCUACUCCCAAGGCCGCUACCUUUACUUCAAACAAUGGGCGCCAAAGGACGACAAGAUGUUGCUUGAUUUCAUGAUCAUGGCUAAGGAAAAGGCGAAGGCUACCGGUCGUCAUGAAGAUUUCUCUGAUGAGUUUGCAAGAAGUGCGAAGGAUGUGCUAAGUGAGAAGUUUGAGUGAUACCAAGGAUGUCGGGAUAUCAAGGACCGCGUCGACUUUCUAUGCCAACGGUACAAGUCAUUCACGUUUGUGAUUAACUACCCAGGCACCGAGUGGGAUGUCGAGGAGUACGUGAAGGCCUCAGAUGAGACGUGGGAAGAAAUGAUAAUAGUGAGUAUCUGCAUUAUGUAACAAGAUGGGAACUAAUUCUCCCCAAACCCUAAUUUGUAACUCAUUCUUCGUUUUUUUUGCAGCCCGAGUAUGCCAAACUGUGCCGUCUUUUUAAGCCAACGGAUGGGGAUGAUGACGAUGUCGCCGCCGUUGCUAACUCUGGGCCAUCCACUAGUGGGGUGUGAAAACAUGUUUAUGCUUUGUAGUCUAUCGAAGUAUGCAUGUUAUGUAGUAUGUAGUGGUUUGUGUGGUGUUAAGUACGUGUGUCGAAGUUAUAUGUGAUUGUUAUGUGUAGUAUGUGGGUUUUUUUAGGAUUGGUGUGUAUGUUAUGUGUCAACAGCGUCGACGUAACCAUUGUUAAUGCCGUCGGAUUUGUAUGUUGAUUGCCUUAAUUUUGGGGAAAUGGUGAAAGGAAUCAACAUUUCCGGUUAA
Molecule: messenger RNA, 3735 nt
Organism: Salvia splendens (bonfire salvia)
Lineage: Eukaryota; Viridiplantae; Streptophyta; Magnoliopsida; Lamiales; Lamiaceae
Exons: 3
Coding region: 835-1623 (262 amino acids)
Source: RefSeq, a predicted model, not a curated record